AUGAGUACAUCAGGGCCCAAGUGGAAGAUAAAAAGGAUUGCCUUUUCGCUCUCCACUACAAUUUUUGUGGUAUCAGCCCACUCAAGCAGCAGCAGCAGUUCACAAGAAGGAAAAUUAACCACCAAGAUGAGCAGAAGAUCAGAAACGAUUUCUUCCUACCGUAACCAUUUUGAGGACAGCAGCAGCAGCUCUGCCUCGUACCAGAUGAGGGUAUCCAGCCCCUCUCCAUCAUGGACCAGGGAGGCCCGGCAACGUUCGGCCAGCUACACUCGGAGCUCUGCCACCAUGUGCACUGCAGCACAUGGGGCAAUCUGUCUGGGUGCUGGAAUGGGGCCAGCUAUGGAUCUCGAAACAGCUGCUGCCGCAAACCAGGAAUUCCUCAACACGAGGACCAGCGAAAGGAAAGAGAUGGUCGUUCUGAACCACAGACUAGUCGUCUACAUUGAAAAGGCUCGAACUUUGGAACAACAAAAUAGACUCCUGGAAUCUGAGAUCGGGACUCUCCAGAACCGCUGUGUCAAACAAUCGGCUCUGCAGCUGCUCUAUGAAGAACAAUUCCGAGAGCGGAAGAAGAUUGCUGAUCAAGUGAAAGUCCAGAGGGAAAUCGAAGAGCUAAUGAAGGAGCUAUGUAACGCAACUGCUUCUGCUGGUAUUGCUUUCUCCAUUCCCGACCUAGCGUCAACUCUGAAACAGAUGCAAGCUCAAUACGAAGAUAUCGCGGCCAAAAACCUACAGGAAAUGGACGAUUGGUAUAAAACAGAGUUUAAUGACCUAAAUGGUACUUCCACUAAGCACGGAAAGAUACUGCAGCUCGAACAGGACCUGAAAACUACCAAGGAGAAAAUUACCCUCCAUCUACGAGAAUAUCAGGAUCUAUUGAAUAUUAAAAUGCCUCUUGAUAUUGAAAUUAUCACAUACAUGAAACUAAUUGAAGGUGGAGAUUCAAGGCUGAGCACCAUGGUGAGAAACACGCAUAUAACGAGUGGAAGUGUUGGACCCGGCGGAAUGGGACAUGGCGAGGUCGUGUACCGCGCUGGGCAAGGCUUUGGACACGGGCACAUCAGUGCCAGUGAGAGCAUUUGCAAAGAACAGGCGGUGGAGAUGACUGAGAGAAAAAAACAACAGUUAAAGGACAAGGUACUGAAAGACACCCAAGAGAGGACAAUAACCAUUACUGGUGCUGGGGAUGACACUGACGAGGACUAA
This is a messenger RNA of Polyodon spathula (Mississippi paddlefish), 1206 nucleotides long. Its product is annotated as alpha-internexin-like. Lineage: Eukaryota; Metazoa; Chordata; Actinopteri; Acipenseriformes; Polyodontidae. Gene Ontology annotation, cellular component: sarcolemma; Z disc; cell-cell junction. Gene Ontology annotation, biological process: skeletal muscle organ development. The record is from RefSeq and is a predicted model, not a curated record. The transcript has 8 exons. The coding region runs from base 1 to 1206 and encodes 401 amino acids.